Messenger RNA from Suillus clintonianus, 2311 nucleotides. RefSeq lists its product as uncharacterized. Bases 1 to 2244 code for a protein of 747 amino acids. Lineage: Eukaryota; Fungi; Basidiomycota; Agaricomycetes; Boletales; Suillaceae. The record is from RefSeq and is a predicted model, not a curated record. The transcript is spliced from 6 exons.
AUGUGUCUAUCUUUGUUGACAGGGUUCCAUGAAAAGCUUGGUCUUUCUUACAAGAACUCAAGGGAAUUAAAUAAGAUCAUCGACAAGCAGCUUCCUGGUCGCCCACAGUUCAGGCGUGAACAAAUUGUCGUCGCAGGCGAGGCUUUCGACGCUCUGUAUGGUGACCCAGAUUUUGCCGAUCUUCUAAUCUUUGCACCGGAACGCCACUAUGCAGAUGAGGAACAAACUGUCCGAUUAUUCCAUGAUAUGCAUACUGGUAAAUGGUGGUGGGAUACUCAGAAAAAGCUUGAUCAGCGCAAACCGGGUGCUACCAUCAUUCCAAUUAUUAUUUCGAGUGACAAGACUCAAGUAACAAUGUUCCGAAAUAAAAUGGCUUACCCAGUCUACCUUACUAUUGGCAACAUUCCAAAGGAAAUCCGCCGAAAGCCAUCUCGCCGUGCCCAUAUUCUUCUCGCUUAUCUUCCUACUACCCGUCUCGAGCACAUCACCAACCAGGCUUCACGACGCCGAACCAUUGCAAAUCUGUAUCAUGCCUGCAUGGGCCGUGUCUUAGCACCACUGGAGGAAGCUGGCUUAGAUGGUAUUGUCAUGAAGAGUGGCAAUGGUAUCCUGUGUCGCAGUCAUCCCUUAUUUGCUUGCUUCGUUGGUGACUAUCCUGAGCAAGUCUUGGUUACAGGAGUCAAAACCACGGAAUGUCCCAAAUGUGACAUACCACCAGCCGAACUCGGAAGCAAUGCCGCACCUUUCGAGAUGCGCAACCUCGAUGCUGUCCUCAAUGCAUUGGCUGCGAUUGAUAACAGAGAUCUUGCAUUUGUACAUGCAUGCCGCGAAGCCGGAAUCAAGCCCAUUAUACAUCCGUUCUGGGAGCCCCUACCCUAUACCAACAUCUUCCAAGCCGUUACACCAGAUGUGCUUCACCAAUUAUACCAGGGUCUUAUCAAGCAUCUCCUUGGUUGGCUGGCCGAGGCAUUCGGAGCAGCUGAGAUUGAUGGAAGAUGUCGAAGGCUCCCCCCAAAUCACCAUAUCCGUCUAUUUAUGAAAGGUAUCACUAGCCUCUCACAAAUCAGUGGUACAGAGCAUAGUCAGAUAUGCUGUUUUCUACUUGGGAUCAUCAUCGACAUCCGACUCCCCAACCGUUGUCUACUUGACUUCCUGUACUUGGCGCAGUAUCCUUGCCACAGCUCCGAAACAUUGACUCUCCUCACAGAAGCUCUCGAUCUUUUUCACAACAACAAGCAGAUCUUCGUCGACCUUGGAAUACAAAACAAUUUUAAUCUUCCAAAGCUCCAUGCAGGCCGCCACUAUAUGUCGAUGAUCCAGACUUUUGGCACAACUGACAAUUAUAAUACAGAAUAUACUGAGCGCCUCCACAUCGACUUGGCCAAAGAUGCAUAUCGUGCAACAAACCACAAAGAUGAGUUUGUUCAAAUGACUCAACAUGUCAUGUGGCGCCUCCACGGCAAUCCCAUUCGACACCAACCUCGUCCAGCAAACCUGUCUUUCGACCGGGUUCAAACAUUAACGAAGCAUCCUAGCAUGAAAGCUGUGCCAAUUCAGAAGUUAAUCACGGAGUAUGGGGCCACGUACUUCCGUGAGGCGCUUGCAAGAUAUGUUGCACAGCUGCAUCAUCCACACGAAGCCACCACUCGUCGCCGCCUCGAGGACCUUGCUGCUGCUAUCCACCUUCCAUUCCGCACACUUCCUGUGUAUCAUAUAAUCAAAUGGCGAUCUGAUGGUGCACAGGGACAUGGUGACCCAUGUGUCACAGUGGACAGCGCGCAUGUCAAACCUCGCCGUGUGACCACCAGUCAAAAAGGCGCUGAUGUCCCAGCACGAUUUGAUACUGUGCUUAUUAAUGAUGGGACUGGCCGUUCUGCAGGUAUUGAAGGCUACCGUGUGGGUCAGAUUCGCGUAAUAUUCUCAAUCCUGCAGAAUGCUGUUACAAUGAUGUUCCCUACCGCAAUCCAGCCUCCCAAACAUCUCGCCUAUGUAGAGUGGUUCACUCGGUUUCCUCCUACAGCUGAUUCGAACCAUGGAAUGUUCAAAAUCAGCCGCUUCGUGCAAUCGGGUGAGAGAGUUGCGAGCAUCAUACCCGUCACAAACAUCCACCGAAGUGUCCAUCUCAUUCCAAAGUUCGGACCUGUCGCACCUCGUCAAUGGACCAGUAGCGAAGUCCUCGAGCAAUGUGACACUUUUUAUGUUAAUUCUUACAUUGAUAGGCAUACAUUUGUGACGGUUAGAUAGCACAUUGUAACUUCAUUGAAGAAUGUUGAAGUUUAGCGAGAAAUCAUCAACCUUAUCUAUAGCUUGU